Messenger RNA from Prorocentrum cordatum, 2009 nucleotides. NCBI's taxonomy places the organism in Eukaryota, Dinophyceae, Prorocentrales, Prorocentraceae. The record is from the annotation of a GenBank genome assembly.
GCCCCAACGUUUCGCCAACGUGCAUCCAAACACCGGCAUGCUGUGGAGAACGCGAGUGCACCGCUGAACGCAACGUCCCCUGCAAGCUCCAUGCGCCCACCCCGGACCUGCACAACCGGCUAAGUCAGGUUAUCCUGGGGGGGGGGGGGGGGCGAGCCCGAUCACCUGGGUUAUCGCCAGACCCUGAAAAAAAACAGUAUCCUGGUUAUUGGCCUCAUCCACUUUGAACGAAGCCUCCUUCGCCAUCGCAAUCGCAUGCCUUGCCUACGCCAUUGCACUUCACCCAACACUUGUAGAAGGUGCCCAUGAAUACGCCCUCGGGCAUGUCGGGGGCCCCGCAACCGCUGGCAUGGAAGAACAGGCCGUGCUCGGCUCCCUCGUUGAGUCGGCCAGGCAACCUCAACGAUGGCAAAGUAAGGAGGUGCCGGGGCGUUCCCAUGCCCGGCGUCCCCAGCAUGCGUCAACGACGGGGCUGAUCAUGUUCAGUCUGGCCUGGCGCACGCUGGGUUCCUUCGCGCGAGAGAACCAUGUGCAAUGCGUAGAGAUCCUCGAUUAUCGCACCAGGAUCAACAUUGCUGGCCCCGAGAUCGAUCUGAAAUCUUCCCCGAUCAGGCAAGGCGCCGCGGCCAGCGCCGCGGCCUAUAGAUCGUGGCGCUGCUCGGGCCCGCAGUCGUUCAAAGACUGCUUCUUGGACAUCCACCACCGCGCCCCUGGCGCGAAGAGGAAUCUGGGAUGAGAACUCACUUCCAGCGACGCGGAGUAAAGACCAUGAUGGCCACGCUCGCAGAGGCCUGGUGACUUCGUGAAUAGAGAGGAAGAGGCUCCCCUAAGUCUGAGAGGCAUCAGUCGAUCGCACGGACGACUCUGCGAGGACACCACACACAAUCGAUGUACAUAGAUAGUGUACGGUGUCGCCCCAUGAUUUUGCACUCGCGAGAAGCCAGACGAUGACCAAUCGAAAACCCAUCAAACAAAUGAUCAGGACACCCGACAACGGAACAUCGCACUGUCAAGCAAGAUCGUUGCAGGUCUUCCACCUUAGAGCACGUUCAAGUGCAUCAAAGAGAUGAAACAGGAGGAGUCGAGGGACAGGAAGAGAUGAGAGGAAAAAGAAGAGUGGAUAAAUGGAGGAGAGGGAUAAUCAGACCGUAAGAGACACCAACAAGUGUCGACAAAAACCAGGCCCGCGGCCUAGAGGAGCAUGGCAGGGCAAAACCAUGAGCUCCAGCCGCAUCCUCACAAGGAGCGAACUACAUUGUCAUCCUCGUUCCUUCUCAUCGUCGCGCUACUCCAUUAAGUGCAAUAUACUAGCGCGGGUCGAACACUCACAAGUAUGCAACGGUUGCAGGGGCUGAUACAACGCAAAAUCGAACGCCGCAGAAAAGCCGUGCAUGCUGCCCCCACAGGAUGGUCACAGAUGUCAGCCGAUGCAGGGAGCAUGUGCUGAAAACAUGUAAUCCAGCAAAAGCAGCUGACAGCGCAAGGGGUUGCCAGGUGUUCGGAGAGGGGCUGCAAACGGAGCACGCUGAUCACAGACCGCGACUACACCACGAUAGCCAAGAGCGGCAGAGUACAUUACAAUGUUGCCUUGCAGAGGCGCCAAUCUGGCUGUCGACAUUCAACUCGAGAAGCACGCGGAGGCUCGUGGCUCCACCACGAAUCAAAAAAAUGGUCCGCCGACCCAGUCGGAGAUGAGAAAGCGUGUUCCCUUCCGCAUGAAAACGAGAAUGCCGUUUGAGAAGGUGCGGACAGGGAAAUCAUCAAGGCCCUCUGGAGCCUUCCAACGGGUUCCCAGAGUGCUCGCUAGGCCCUGGACAUAGUUCUGGAUGCGCCAGACUGUCAAGCAAGGACCACGAUGGCCUCCUGGAUGGCCUUCGUCAGGUCUCUGAAUCUAAAUCGUUGCAAGACUGCCCCAUGAAGAGCCGCCUCAAAACGGGAAUCGUCAAAGUCCGUUCGGUUAUUGAAAAUAUGAGGUCGUCUUCAUGUGUGACCUGAAGAUAGCUUCACGA